AUGGUUCCAAACUGCAACCCCCAGGACAGUCCAGAACCCCCUAUCCCAACAAGCCAGUCCAGAACCCCCUAUCCCAACAAGCCAGUCCAGAACCCCCUAUCCCGACAGGCCAGUCCAGAACCCCCUAUCCCGACAGGCCAGUCCAGAACCCCCUAUCCCGACAGGCCAGUCCAGAACCCCCUAUCCCGACAAGCCAGUCCAGAGCCCCCUAUCCCGACAAGCCAGUCCAGAACCCCCUAUCCCGACAGGCCAGUCCAGAACCCCCUAUCCCGACAGGCCAGUCCAGAACCCCCUAUCCCGACAGGCCAGUCCAGAACCCCCUAUCCCGACAAGCCAGUCCAGAACCCCCUAUCCCGACAAGCCAGUCCAGAACCCCCUAUCCCGACAAGCCAGUCCAGAGCCCCCUAUCCCGACAAGCCAGUCCAGAACCCCCUAUCCCGACAAGCCAGUCCAGAACCCCCUAUCCCGACACGACAGUCCAGAACCCCCUAUCCCGACACGACAGUCCAGAACCCCCUAUCCCGACAGGCCAGUCCAGAACCCCCUAUCCCGACAGGCCAGUCCAGAACCCCCUAUCCCGACAGGCCAGUCCAGAACCCCCUAUCCCGACAGGCCAGUCCAGAACUCCCUAUCCCGACAGGCCAGUCCAGAACUCCCUAUCCCGACAGGCCAGUCCAGAACCCCCUAUCCCGACACGACAGUCCAGAACCCCCUAUCCCGACAGGACAGUCCAGAACCCCCUAUCCCGACAGGACAGUCCAGAACCCCCUAUCCCGACAGUCCAGAACCCCCUAUCCCGACAGUCCAGAACCCCCUAUCCCGACAGUCCAGAACCCCCUAUCACGACAGUCCAGAACCCCCUAUCACGACAGUCCAGAACCCCCUACCACGACAGUCCAGAACCCCCUAUCCCGACAGUCCAGAACCCCCUAUCCCGACAGGACAGUCCAGAACCCCCUAUCCCGACAGGACAGUCCAGACUACAACACACCCGAGGAGAGGGAUAGAAAGAGACGAAGACAACAAAGAGGAGAGGGAUAG
Messenger RNA from Salvelinus namaycush (lake trout), 1041 nucleotides. Its product is annotated as extensin-like. The record is from RefSeq and is a predicted model, not a curated record. The coding region runs from base 1 to 1041 and encodes 346 amino acids. NCBI's taxonomy places the organism in Eukaryota, Metazoa, Chordata, Actinopteri, Salmoniformes, Salmonidae. The transcript has a single exon.